Exophiala mesophila is the source of this 2033-nucleotide messenger RNA. RefSeq lists its product as uncharacterized. Lineage: Eukaryota; Fungi; Ascomycota; Eurotiomycetes; Chaetothyriales; Herpotrichiellaceae. Gene Ontology annotation, biological process: ergosterol biosynthetic process. The record is from RefSeq and is a predicted model, not a curated record. Bases 272 to 1843 code for a protein of 523 amino acids. Gene Ontology annotation, molecular function: monooxygenase activity; iron ion binding; oxidoreductase activity, acting on paired donors, with incorporation or reduction of molecular oxygen. The transcript is spliced from 5 exons.
GACACCAUGGAUCUAGCUAUGCAUUCUUCUAGUUCAUCUCCUGGACAGUGCUCACUGCUGCUCACUAUUCACGGCUAUAUUUGACCAAUCAUCUGUCGCGGUACUCAAGUCUCAACCAGGAGGAUUCCAUGAGCAGUAUUUGAUCGUGAUACAGCAAUCAUCCCACGAUGAAGGAGUGAGGCUGCGACAAGGGACUUUCUUCACGAGACCAACCCAGUCUCUCUCAUUGUUGCUGUCAGUGGCUUAUCAAUAUCACACUCUCACCUACAACAUGUCCUCUCGUAUCUUCCUCGACAAUCACCCCAUCCUCAUCACCAUCAUCUCACUCACCAUCAUCUCUAUUGCGACCAAUCUCCUCAAGCAGCUUUUUUUCCGAGACCCUCACCGACCUCCCGUCGUCUGGCACUGGGUCCCCAAGAUCGGAAGCACCGUUGAUUAUGGCCAGGAUCCCUAUGAUUUCUUCUUUCGGUGUCGCCAAAAGUAUGGCGAUUGCUUCACAUUUGGUCUUCUGGGGAUGAAAGUCACAGUCUACCUGGGUCCCAAGGGGAACAAUUUCAUUCUCAAUGGAAAAUUGAAGGACUUGAAUGCAGAGGAAGUCUAUGGCCCAUUGACCAUUCCAGUAUUUGGCCCUGGGGUCGUCUACGCCGUUGAAAAUGCAAGGUUCAUGGAUCAAAAGCGGCUAUUGAAAGAAGGCUUCACCUCGCAAAGCCUUCGCUCAUAUAUCCCACUCUUUGUGCACGAAGUGCAGCUUUUCAUCAAAACCAAUCCAGCCUUCCAAUCGACCACAGGCAUAUGCGAUGUCUCAUCCAUAAUCUCGGAAAUCUCAUUAUACACAGCGGCGGGAUCUUUACAAGGGAAAGAAGUUCGAGACUCAUUUGACUCGACGUUUGCGACGUACUACCGACACUUGGACGAUGCAUUUGCACCGAUUAACUUCAUGUUCCCAUGGCUACCAAUCCCAAUCAACAUACGACGGGACCGAGCACAAAAGAAGAUGGCGAAGCUGUACAUGGACAUUGUCCAAAAAAGACGACAGCAGGGAAAACGGGACGAUUCGUCGCACGACAUGCUAUGGGCACUACUAGACGCACGGUACAAGGACGGCACGGCCAUUACAGACCUAGAGAUCGCCAACCUAAUGAUCGCGCUCCUGAUGGGUGGACAGCACAACACUGCCGCCAGUGGCACCUGGGUCAUGCUACACCUGGCACACCGGCCCUGGCUGAUCGAGGAGCUAUAUCAAGAGCAAAAAGAGAUGCUGGGCGAACAAAUGACCUCCUUGACCUACGAGUCGCUUCAGCGCCUCACCUUGCACAACAACGUCAUCCGAGAAACCUUGCGGUUACAUAGCCCCAUCCACUCCAUCAUGCGCAAAGUCAAGACUGAUAUGCCCAUCCCCGACUCUGACAUGGUUGUCCCUCAGGGACACAUCCUGCUCGCUGCGCCAGGUGUUCUUGGCCGGUCAGACGAAUUCUUCCCGGAUGCCAUGAACUGGGACCCGCAUCGAUGGGACCAACAGCCUGAAUCGACGACCCCCUCCACGGAUCAGUCCAAAGACUCUAGCUCCAAAGACACAGAUACUAUCGACUAUGGCUACGGCGCCGUCUCAUCAAAGGCUGCAUACAGUCCAUAUCUACCCUUUGGAGCCGGACGCCAUCGCUGUGUCGGCGAGACCUUUGCAUAUGCCCAGUUAGGCUCCAUUCUCGUCACCUUGGUCAGGUUGUUACAGUGGGAGCAGGUUGAUCCCAAGGCACCGGUUCCCAAAACGGAUUACUCGUCAAUGUUCUCCAGACCAGUGCAUCCUGCAACGAUCCGGUGGAAGCUUCGUCAAGCUCCCGCGUAGCGAACACAGCUACAACGCGUCGACGACACUCGUCGAGUCAACACAAUAGACAUAAUAGACAUUACAGGUUAAAGUCAAGAUUAGCAACGAGAGAUGGGCGAAUCACUCUCGUGACUUCCUUAUAUCAUAGAGUCGUCAAACUGCCCGUAUCAUUAUAUAUCAACAACAAGACUCCUUAUGCUAUGACAUG